Molecule: messenger RNA, 3511 nt
Organism: Pyrenophora tritici-repentis Pt-1C-BFP
Lineage: Eukaryota; Fungi; Ascomycota; Dothideomycetes; Pleosporales; Pleosporaceae
Source: RefSeq, a predicted model, not a curated record
AUGGCUGAACCAAGAUGCUGCUGGUUUAGCUUAAUCCGCGAACACAGAGCGCGUCAGCAACGCAAUACAACUCAACCGUACGAGCGUCUCCGGACGAUCCGAUCACGUACAACAACAAGCGCUGGCACGACCAACCAGCGAGACAACAACACCGACAACGCGUCAACACCCGCUAGCAAGAUGGCGGAUAACCAAAGCGAAAUAAGCUCUGCAGACUCUGCUGAAGCUCAGAAUCAACUACAGAAUGAGCAAUCAGAACACCUCUCAGACUCACCAUGGGCCAAAUUUACCGCGGAACAACUUAUGGAAAACUGUCCAUACACAGUUGCACUCAAGGUCAUCAAUACAGCUCUCUGGGGUGUACCCGCACCGGCGGACGCAAAUGAGACACACGCAACAACGUGGGUCGCUAAAGCUAUCCACGACUACAAUGUGUCAAUGGCCUGGGACGAUGACCUCUUCAUUGACUACAAAUGGGACUUUGAAGGAUGGACGAAGGAGCUAUUUAGCAAGGUUGAGCGUGGUACACUAAGGUCUCUUAAGAGUGUGCUACGACACCGGGGAGUAUACACUGGCAACAAUCACGCCAGGGUGGCGGACUCUCUCUACAACAUUCUAGGUAUAGAGAAUACUCUUGAAUGGGAACCAGCAGAGUUUCGAGCCAUGAAAUUCGACCAACAGUCCGAAGCGUACCAGCGCCAGCAGAGCAAUAAACGCCAACAGGACACUCAGCACACAGUCUAUCCAGCUGUACAACAACCACCGCAAGUACAACAACCGCCGCAAUUACAACAACCGCCGCAAUUACAACAGCCACCGCAAGUACCACAGCCGUCGCAAUUACAACGACCGUCGCAGGGCGAGCAACAAGAGCAGUAUAGAGUGAGACAAGGCGUCCAGAGCCGUUCCCAAACAAUAGAGCCACAACAGCCGCUACACAUGAGCGGUACGCUGGAAGGGCCUCAGCAUCGACAACUGUGGGAGCAGGCCGCGCAGCCGCAACAAGGGCGUGCGCAACUACAGACACGGCCGCCAGCGACUGCAUAUCGCGAAGUCACGCCAUUUCCGCAACAGCCAACGAACCGCGUCCCUAACAGACCACCCGAACUACCAUACGACCCGUACAAGACGCUACCGCCGCGAUGGUCCCGCAACGAUCGACUCGACGCUAAUACGAUCACGCAGUUCUCUAAGCUAUGGGACAAUAGCAACAAGUAUACAGGGAAUGCGUACGAUCUCCUAGACGAUAAGAUCAAGAUCUUCUUCAGCAUCUGCUGGCAGGUAGAUAUCCAAGAAGAGCAGUUUCACGCAGUGUUUCCCCGUAUCCUUACCGGACGUGCAGAGACAUUCUACAUACAGGUUGUAGAGAGAGAUGACAGCUUUGCUGAUGCGUACAUGGCAAUCAAAAACCACUUCGACCAUGACGUCCAUCACCAGCACUACUACACAGACUGGACGACUACAACCUUCGCUCGCACCCGCACAGAGAACCCCGACAAGGGACUACACGAGGUUCUGCAGAUCCUGCUUGACAAGCUGCAGCUAUGCCAGCGUGCCCUUGGCAAGAACUUUGAGGGCGAGGAUGCCCUACGUACCACUGUCAUCAAUGCCUGCCGAGGAGUACCAGAGCUUGAGAUGGCACUGUUCAAACCAGCCACAAUCUGUGAAGGACUCUUCUCAGACCUACGUUCUGCAGUUGAGACACACCUUGCACGGCAACACACUACCCAGAUGGUCACAGAGGACCAAUACUACUUAGAUCGCCGAUACAACGGCAAUGGAAGAAUCCGAGGUAGAUCUCGAGGUGGAGGAGGAUUCAGAGGCGGAUCUAGAGGAGCAUAUCGAGGAGGCGAGCAGCGCGACGACAACGGACGAGGAUUUAAGCCUCGCUGGAGGAAGAAAUGCUUUGUUUGCCAGAAGGAAGGAUGCUGGCCUACCAACCACACAGACGAAGAGCGCAAGGCUGCCCGUACACAGUUCUUCUCUACGCUAUACUUUACAGGUACACAGCCCCCCAAGGACUUCUCCGUACAUCUUGCAGAAUACGAAGGGAUCGAGCACACUAGCCAGUACAAUCAGAGAGGCUGGAGAGAGGAGGAAGACUGCGAGGAUGACGACGAUGACGACGUCGCGGAAGCAUACCUUGAACAGCAGUUUUUCACGGAGCAAUGCCUUGCAGAUCAGGCGUUCUUGCACCACAUCUCUGGCGACGACCUAGGCUUUGUCCUUAUGCUCGUCAACGAGUCUAUUGACGUCAACACCUUCACAAUACAGGGCAACGUGAUCCACUACAGCUCUACAAAAUGCAAGCGCAUCACACGGAGCGUACUGGCCUCAGAGAUCUACGGCAUGGUCAACGGCUUUGACAUAGGCAUUGCAGUUGCAACCACGCUGAGGAUAGUUACAGAACGACUUAGACUACCUGCAAUUCCCUUGGUUAUCUGUACAGACUCGUACUCCUUGUACGAGUGCCUAGUAAAGCUUGGGACGACGAAGGAAAAGCGUCUCAUGAUCGACAUCAUGGCGCUGCGCCAAUCAUAUGAGCGUCGCGAGAUCACGGAGAUCCGCUGGAUCAAUGGUGAAGACAAUCCUGCAGACGCCUUCACCAAGGCAUCGCCAAACCGCGCUCUUGAACGCUUUAUUGACGGCAAUAAGCUGACAGUCCGAGUAGAGGGAUGGGUGCAGAGGCCGACAAGCUUUGAUGGUUGAUGCUACACACAGUUACCAUCAACACAUACUGUCACUACCGAUACAAGCAGAGUUACUAGCUACCCAGAAAGAAAAGACUUCCAGUGUCGGAUCGUGAGUAUCGGUAGAGACGUCGGCUGCUGGACACUUCGGCCCGACUUCGGCCCACCUUGCGCAGAGCUUAGGUAUACCUUCGUAGCAGCUAUGUUCGUAGAAAAUCAAUCACCAUCACCGAACAGAAUGCAUUCCUAGUUAUCGUUAUUUCCUUUCAGCACUAGUGCUAUAGACCUUCCAACAAGGACCAUGUUUCCUAAGCAAUUCGAAAGGAGCUUUGGAGAGCGUACGAUAGACCGAAAGUGGCAUUGGCAUUUGCAGUCUUUGAGACAGCUCAACGAUGCUGUCGGUUGUACUUCUGAAAAAGGGAAAGGUAGAGCAUUUUUUUCAUUAUCUGGUUGUGGACGAUGACACGAAAGCGAUGUUUUCAAGGAAAGUGAGAGUGGGGACGCGAUUUUGUGAGACGCGGUAGUGGGCCACUUGCUUGAGACGGUUUGCUGGUCCGUGUCGUAUAAGAGAAUCGAUACGCUGUCGUGAAGUCCCUCCGCGUUGGUAGGUCUUUGCAUCAACUCGUUCUGAUUUUCCAUUAAGGCCAGCUGAUUUUUGAUCAUCGUAUCUAUCUGUAUCUUGAGUCUGGUUACUUGAAGACCAUGCCUCGCGCUGCAUUUCCUAUGCAUGGUCAGUGAGGGAAUCUUCUUCUAGAUAUUGAGGGUCAUACAGCGUUCUGACUGUAAUUAAGUUACAUAGAAUGAUUUUUUGAGCCCUUAGU